This is a messenger RNA of Oncorhynchus nerka (sockeye salmon), 591 nucleotides long. RefSeq names its product 28 kDa heat- and acid-stable phosphoprotein-like. The coding region runs from base 26 to 505 and encodes 159 amino acids. The record is from RefSeq and is a predicted model, not a curated record. Gene Ontology annotation, cellular component: cytosol. Gene Ontology annotation, molecular function: RNA binding. The transcript has a single exon. NCBI's taxonomy places the organism in Eukaryota, Metazoa, Chordata, Actinopteri, Salmoniformes, Salmonidae.
AGUUGUUCAAGUUCCUGUACCAAAUAUGCCAAGAGGCGGUAAAAAAGGUCACAAGGGUCGGGGAAAGCAGUUCAGCAACCCAGAAGAGAUCGACAGACAGAUGAAAGCACAGAGGGAGCUGGAGGCGAAUGGCGGGGUAGAGAAGGAGGAGGAGAAGUCAUCAGGAUCUGACGACAGCAGCAGUGAAGAGGAGGACAUUAACAAGAAGAAGAGUGGAGUGGAGGGAUUGAUCGAGAUUGAGAAUCCCAACCGCAUAUCGCAGAAAAGUAAGAAGGUGACCGAGCUAGAUGUCAACGCACCCAAAGAGCUGUCACGCAGAGAGAGGGAGGAGAUUGAGAAGCAGAAGGCAAAGGAGCGCUACAUGAAGCUGCACCUGGAGGGGAAGACGGACCAGGCACGGGCUGACCUCGCCAGGCUGGCCAUCAUCAAGAAGCAGAGAGAGGACGCGCAAAAGAAGAGGGACGGCCUCAAAAAAGAAGCUGAAGACUCCAAGUCCAAGCGUUAGUCCCCUGUCUCCCGAGGACUUGGCCUGGCAAACGUUCUGCGGAGGCUGGAGAGACGAGAGAAGAUUGUAGGAGGGAGGGGAGGGGA